AUGGCCGCUGCAUCAAAGUCAACAAAAAACAACACGCGGCGGCUGCAGAUCAGCCAGCUGCCGGCGUUUAUCAUGGGAGACUCCGGUGGUGAGGCGAUUUCGGCCGCGGAAAAGGAACUCAUGGACAAGGUUUGGAAACUGGUAAACACAACUACUUCCUCGACCACGUCGAACUAUGAAGGGACAGCAGGAGGAGCAGGAAUGUUAAAUGCGGCAGCUUUAGGUUCGUCAUCAAAAUGUGGACGCGCAGGACCUCAUUCGACUUCCGCUUCUACUGCCACAUCAAGGAGACCUCUGCAGGUCUACCUUCGGGAAAUCCUUGGCGAAAUCUUCUCGACGACCAACGAUCCAAUAGCUGUGUGCACG
Molecule: messenger RNA, 366 nt
Organism: Amoebophrya sp. A120
Lineage: Eukaryota; Dinophyceae; Syndiniales; Amoebophryaceae
Source: the annotation of a GenBank genome assembly